AUGACCGAAGUGCUGCAAGUCCCCCGACAGCCGGACGGUCAAUCAUACUACCAAUCCGCUGGGAUACGCCGCUCUCCGCCCACGUCAUCUUCACUAUUCCUCGACACUUCGCCGCUUCCGUCUAGUCCAAAGACCAUUGCUACCCCUCAUGCCGAACACCAAGAACGACCGAGUGGCAAGACGCCGUCAUCGCUACCACCCUCUGCCGCGAGUUCGUUCGAGACGAUUUCGAGUGCCUCGUCACGAGAUUCCACCUUGGACAGCUUCGACUCGUCGGUAGAGAGCACCCUCUCCCUCGACACCGACCUCGAUUUCCCCAACUACGACGAUGUUCCCUUCGGCGGUGGUCAUGGCUCGAGAGGAGGCGUCCCUCCAUCAUCUCCAGCCUUUGGUGAAGAUUCGAGCGAAGGACUGCCAGAAUCGACGAGCACAGACACAACUCAGUCCGAUUCGCCGUUACCCACACCUACCGUGAAUGAUGACACUGCUGUGAGGAAUGAUCCAUCAAGGCAAGUGGACUUCCUGAGCCAUGAGUGGAGGGAAGAAGAUAUAUGGGCAUCCUGGAGGCAUAUCGUGUCCCAGAGAAAGACUAUAUACGGCGAAAGGUCGAGGCUCGAGAAUGCCAGCUGGAGGUCAUGGGCGAAAUGCAAGCAUAACCUUCGCACUGUCUCGCCCGAGAGACUGAAUUGGCUCAAAGAAUCCGAUGUGACAUGGCUGUACGGCCCAUUGAAGACGGCAUCAUCAUAUCCGAUCACGCAAAACGUGUCGGAGCCGGACUCACAAAUCUCCAAAAACAACUCUUUUGUCAACAAGAAGCCAAUUCUGAAAAAGCGAAGUGUCUCUGAAGUCAUGCUUCAAAAGUCCUUGUCCACUUCUUCGUUGGUCAAGCAAGCAGCAUCAGCUGUUCAAGCCCAGGGACGAUCAGGCCGAAGAUCUGGCGCCAACUCGGACGUCGUGGAUUCUAAACUGCAAUCGGAGACCCCUAGUAGGGACCAGGUUGACUACUUUACGAGCAGAAGUACGAGCAGCGGUGGAACACCUUGCGAAGCUCAGGAGAAGCGGCACAUCCGAUUCGACGAUCGAGUGGAGCAAUGUAUCGCUGUAGACUGCAAGGAUACUGGCUUGGACGAAGAGGAAGAUAGCGAGGAGGAGACGGAAGACCGAGGCCAUCAUUCCAACUCCGAUUCCAGCAGCGACGAGGGAGUUGUGAUGAUGAAGAGGAAAAAGACGCCUAGCCGAAAGAAGGCGAAAUCAGACCGAAGCAGGAGUAGUUCUACGAGCGGCCGCAAGACCAUCGAGACUCUCCCAUCGACGACGCUCAAAUAUCGUACUGACAGCCCAGAUGUAACCGAAGAGGCACAACACCACACAUUCGGCAGAUCCUGGAACACUGGAAACUUGAGCCCAAGUCCAUCACAGGAAACUCUCAGGCCUACGCAUCCGUCGAGUAAUUUCCUCCUGCCAGAAGAUGAAGAUGACGAAGAAGAAAUCGAUUCAGAUUCAUCUUGGUCCUUUGGAGCUGCCAAUCCCAAGUCAUCUCUUGGAGCGUCUACUCGAACUGGUAGAGAUGGCGGCCCCAGCAGCCGCAAUCGCAGCAGCACUCCAGGCCCCAAUUCUUCCGACUAUGAGAUGGAGGGCAUGAGGAGAACGUCCAGUGGCAUGUUCAUGCCGUACGACGAGGACGAGGACGAUGCGGUGGCUGCAGGCCUCUUUGGACGAGUCAGCGAGACUUUUAAUACGGCACGAGACAUUGCCCACGUCAUCUGGAACGUUGGCUGGCGAAAAUGA
Messenger RNA from Zasmidium cellare ATCC 36951, 1788 nucleotides. RefSeq lists its product as uncharacterized. Gene Ontology annotation, biological process: protein catabolic process in the vacuole; cellular response to glucose starvation. The record is from RefSeq and is a predicted model, not a curated record. The transcript has 3 exons. NCBI's taxonomy places the organism in Eukaryota, Fungi, Ascomycota, Dothideomycetes, Mycosphaerellales, Mycosphaerellaceae. The coding region runs from base 1 to 1788 and encodes 595 amino acids.